This is a messenger RNA of Mytilus californianus (California mussel), 8185 nucleotides long. RefSeq lists its product as uncharacterized. Bases 175 to 3861 code for a protein of 1228 amino acids. The record is from RefSeq and is a predicted model, not a curated record. Gene Ontology annotation, biological process: signal transduction; peptidyl-serine phosphorylation. Gene Ontology annotation, cellular component: nucleus; cytoplasm. NCBI's taxonomy places the organism in Eukaryota, Metazoa, Mollusca, Bivalvia, Mytilida, Mytilidae. The transcript has 8 exons. Gene Ontology annotation, molecular function: ATP binding; protein serine/threonine kinase activity.
AUUAUAUCGCCGGAAGUUGAUUUUUGGAUUGGAAUGUUUUGACCAGCCAAAAAGAUGUGAUAAAUAAGGAUGUUUCACCUUUAUCAUCUACAGAAAUACAAAUUUGAUAUAAAUAAGGUCCACAAAAUCUUAAAGAUGGGUUAAAUACACAUAUAGGUGUAACAGUAGGACAACAUGACCACUGAAGAUCUACUUAUUCCAGGUGUGGUCAUCAAAGAAAGAUGGAAAGUGACCAAGAAGAUUGGUGGUGGUGGUUUUGGUGAGAUCUAUGAAGGGAUUGAUCUAAUUACCAAGGAGUCUGUGGCCCUUAAACUGGAAUCUUCUCAACAGGCAAAACAAGUCCUUAAAAUGGAAGUUGCUGUAUUAAAAAAGCUUCAGGGUCGAGAUCAUGUAUGUCGAUUUAUUGGCUGUGGUAGGAAUGAUAAAUACAACUAUGUAGUGAUGACAUUACAAGGGAAGAACUUAGCGGAACUGAGACGGAGUCAAUCUCGUGGAUGUUUCUCACUGAGUACUACACUGAGACUUGGAGCACAGAUAUUAAAGGCAAUAGAGGCUAUACAUGAAGUUGGUUUCCUUCAUAGAGAUGUCAAACCAUCUAAUUUUGCAAUGGGAAGACUCCAGAAAGACUGUAAGAAAGUGUUUAUGUUAGAUUUUGGACUAGCUCGACAGUAUACUACAGCCACAGGAGAAGUACGGCCUCCUAGGACUGCAGCAGGAUUCAGGGGAACUGUCAGAUAUGCUUCGGUUAAUGCUCACAAAAAUAAGGAGAUGGGCCGCCAUGAUGAUUUGUGGUCACUGUUUUACAUGUUAGUAGAAUUUCUAUCAGGACAGUUACCAUGGAGAAAGAUCAAAGACAAAGAACAAGUUGGGACAAUGAAAGAUAAAUACGAUCACUCGUCACUUCUGAAAAACAUGCCAAACGAAUUUGCCACCUUUCUUGAACACAUAUCUAAGUUAGAAUACUUCGACAAACCUGAUUACCAAAUGUUACACACGUUACUUGAUCAAUGUAUAAAGCGUAAAGGAAUAAAGGAAUCGGAUGCUUAUGACUGGGAAAAAAUCUACUCUGAUGGUUCGGUAGCUACGACUAUAACAACAUCACCUCCGAUAGGAAUUAAACAGACUCAUGGACAGGGGCUUCAACCAGGAGGACCUCACACCCCAGGGCAUGGAGCAACAGAAGCCAUGGAUGAAAAUCUUAGUCAGGACGAGGUUGAUGACAAAAAAAUCAAAGAUUAUAUCAUUGACAGUAAAAAUAUUGAUAACAAAUUACGUGAAGAACAUGGCAUUAUGGAAAACCAGGAACCGAGAGGCGUGCUGGAAAUACAGGAAAAACAUCAAGUGGAAGAAUUAGUCAAAGAAGAAACUGUUGAAAAUAUCGCAAAACCUGAAACUAAUAUCGAUAUACUGGCUGAACGGUUAAAUAAGAUUAUGAAAACUGAGGUUAAAGUUGAGGAACAAAAGAUGGACGUGGAAAUUACACAAGAUAAUAGAGAGAGUAUUCCACAAAAAACACCAGCCAAAAAAGUUAUGAUAAUGCCUGAAAAAGAUAUAGAGAAUGAUGAUAAUGAUAAACAUAGGGAUGAAACUUUAGGAAAAAGAAGGGAUUCUGGGAUUGAUCAUAUCAGUAAGGCAGCCAUUACUUUUGCUGUCAUGGAAACAGAAGAUAAAACACAUGAUGGAGUCCUUGAUGAGAAUGCUACUCGAGCAGCACCAUACACAGUGGCUAGUCAGUGGCAGUCGGCCUUUGGUUCUAGCUCUGAUAGUUCUAAUGAUGAGAGUGAAGGUGAUAAUAAUGCUAAAGCCAAAAAGUUGUCUAAACAUAGAAUGAACACUUUAGCGGAUGAGGAGGAAUGGCGACCUGAUAAUGCUUUACGUAAUUCUCUUGUGAUACAGGAUGAAACUGAUUUUCUUAAAGGAUCUCUGAACUUCUUAGACGAUGAAUUAAAUGAAAGUGAUAGUCAAGGGAAAAGAAAAGAUUCACAUAUGAAAACUAGUUCAUCAUUGGGACAUAUUGGUGAUAGAUAUUUGUUGAAAUCUAGUCCCGGGAAAGGAGCUCUUAAAGACAAAAAUACUCUAAUGUCGUUAUUAAAACAAGGAGGUAGGUCAUCACCCCUGGCAUUCAAAGAGGGUUUAUUACCUUCCUUAGGCCAGUUUAAAGUGGGUCCGUACGGUAAACCACCAACACCACAAUCAAAAAGGGACAAUUCACCAGCAAAGAAAGGAGCUAAAAGGGAAGAAAAUUCAGGUGUUAAAAUGAAACGAUCAGAAAGUGAAGGGAAUAAAUUAGAUAAAAAAGACAAUUUAAUGAAGUCUUUAUUGGAGGAAAGUGAUAAGUUUUCUAUUGUAAAGUUUGACAAUGAUAAGCCUGACAUUGCUCAAAUGGACAUUGAUACAAUAGACCCAAAACCUGAGAUUAAACCUAGUCAACAAAUCACUGCCCCUCCUCGUCACAAAAGUGCAAUAGAUCAACCGGAUCAAAUUACCUCUAAUCCUUACAGUACCUUUGUAGAUUUCAAUUCUAUAGGCAAACAUUCGGAGCCUAGUACAAAACCAAAAAUAUCUGUCGAUAAAACAAUUAAUCCAGUCAAAUUUGAUAUUACAGACACUUUAAAACCAGUGGAAAUAAGUGUAAAUAAAAGUGGAACUAAUAUUACUGAUAAAACUACGGAUUCUAUUUUAAGAUGUAUUGACGAUAAUGUGCCGACAGACAAAGUAGGUCAUGUGACUGAUGUAUCAUAUCAGUCACCUUUAUCAAAUCUCUUGUCAAAUCCUGGACCACAGUUACACAUACCCACUAGUCUAGAAAUUAUAAAUAGUCUCCCAUCAUCGCCAAAGAGAAGACAACUUCCUGUAAUACAACAAGAUACUGAAAGUAGGAAAAUAACAGUUAGUAAAAAUACUGAGUCAUUAGAAAAAGCUGUGAGUAAAAAUAGUGAGUUGCUUAAUAAAGUCAACAGUAAGAAGAGUGGCUCAGUUGAAAAUUUAGUCAAGAAAACCGAUGAAUCAUUAGAAAAAGUCCUGAAGAAAAAUACAGAAUUGUCUGAAAAAUUAGUCCAUAAAAAGUUUGAACUACCCGGGAAGGUAGUUAAACCUGCUGUACCUAAGAAACCUGCAAUAGAAAUAAAAUUAAAUUUAGAUGAAUUUGAGUCUUCUAAUCAGACUUUAAAUAUCAUGGAUAUGGAUGAUCAUUUAGAUUUAGACGAUUUUGAAUCAGCGAAACAUUUAUUUGAUAGUGGAGCUAAGAUAGAUUUAGACAAUCUUGAUUCCGAUCGUCAAAGUUCACAUAGUUCACAUCAUGACGAUAAAGCAAUAAACAAAAACAAAAAGGAGACUAAGCCUGUAAUUUCUAAUCUCAAAUCUGAAUCACAACGGGGGAAAGUUAGAAAACAUAACAAACUUCAUUUUGGAGUAAAAGAUGGUAAAUUAGUCAGGAAUACCAUGUCCCCCAUACUGGAAGAUCCAAGUAAAUUAGUAAAGGAUCAACUUAGGUCAUCUUCAUCAAAAACAUCAAUUAAAAAAGAUUCUAAAGAAAGUGACUCCAAAGAAAAAUUAAAAAGUGAUUCCUCGAAUGAGAGAUUAAGUAGGGCUGAUAAGCCACCAGACCAAAAGCGUUCAAAUUCAGUUAAACUUAAACGUUCCUCUUCUGCAUCACGAUUGGAUCGCACAACGAAAGAUUUAGAAGAUGUUAAAGACAAGCUGUCAAGUUUAUCACCAAACCCACCGGAUGCUGAUCGUCUUCCUAAACCACCACCUGGCCAUGCGCCAAAAAAUGCUGCAGUAUUAGCAAGACGUCGUCGCUACAAAAUGGCCUCCACAAACACAAGUCCAAGAGAACCUUCCUCGCCCAGGGCUCAAUAAAAAUGGUGGACCAUUUCUGCUUAAUAUGUGAUCACAAUUCAAAAUGUGAUAAAACUGAUUUGAGCCAGUCUUGCCUUAAAAUGCAAGACAUAUGUUCACAGCAUGUGUUCAGUUUUAACUCCUGCAUUUACAAUGUAUUAAGAUCUGUAAAAGUGAUUUUAAGUAUUGUUUUGAAAGAUCUGUAUUAUUUUAUAUCAAAUUUUAUGAGUCAUUCUGGUAUAGGCCUAGUCUAUUUGUAUGUUUUGUAUGAAUACAAAAGGUAUUUGUAAAUGCCACUGCAACCAAGAAACUCUAAAAUACUUCAAAAAGAUAGUACUUGUAAAAUUUUUUACUUUUUUUCCCCAUAAUUAAAACACUUUACAGCUCAUGUUGAUCUUGGUUAAAUUUUUCACCUGUCAAAAGUGGGCGAGCAGCCAACACAUUUCAACUCAAGUUUUGAUGUCAUUAUAGAAAAUAUUGAUGACCAAUGCUUUAAAUUGUUCUUGUAAUUUAAAUGAUAAAAGUAGAGUCAGCAUGUCCAAUUUAUAGGAAGGUCAAAGUUGUAAAGGUCAAAGUUUACCAACCCUUUGCACCUCUCACGUGGACUAGUUGAAAAAGCAAAAUCAGCAUGUUUUAUCAAAGUUCCAUGAACUUAAAGUGAAAGGGACGAAUUCAAGAUGAAAUAGCUUGGGGUUGUUUUGAACAGUAUAAUAAAUUUGACAACAGGGUGUUAAAAAUUCAUAUUAAGGUGUCAUUAUUCCAGGACAGCAUUUUUCAAAUAAUAAAAGAAAAAAAGAAUAUAAAUUUUCUUUCAGCAUGUAAUUAAAGCUGCUGCCUUUUUAAAAAAAAUUAAAACGUCUGACUGAACUAUAAGCAAUGAAAAAUAAAAAUAAAUUCUGGCAAGGAUACUAUGUAUAAUGCAACAAUUCAUUUAAAACGUCAUAUGCUUUAUAUGAAUGUUUACUUAAUGUUUAACCCAGUGCUGUUAGUUGUAAUUGCAAGAUAUCUUACAUCAAAUAAGAAUGGUGUAUUACUCAUUACCGUCAAACAAAGUAGGAUGCACAUGUUUUGUUUCAUUUUGCAAUUUGUGUUAAUGUCUUUCAGUUUAUAAUGAAGCAUUGUGUAUGGUUGUUUAUUAUAGAUUAUAUACUUCUACCUCUUUUUUCAAUCAGAAUUUAGCAAUACUUUUCUUUAAUUCUCCCAAAAAAAUACUUACCGGUAUAUAAUGUAGGGGAUAACCCAGUUUUUGUAAUUCAAAAUGUAUAUAUACUUUAGAAACAUUAUAUUUUGAGGGUUUAAAAUUUCAUAGUUUUGUCUCAAAAUUGAUUUUCUAGGGAUUUAUUUUUUUAUUGUUUUCUAGAUAUGAAAGUAAUUUUCCUUAAACAUGUUAAAGGGUAAAAUUUCUUUGCGAUUCUAAUUAUAUAGAAAACAUCUGUCCUCAAAAUAAACCAAAUAAAGUCCCCAAACAAUGCCAAUUUUUAACCUGGGAAACCAGUUUCAAUUGCACUUUGGAUAAGCAAAGUCAUUGAUGGUGGUUUGCAAAAAUUAGACUACAGAUCUGAAUUUAUCAGGGGAAUGGAUUAAUGACUUCAAUUUUAAUUUUAUUCAUUCAGAUUGACUGUAAUUGAAGGCUCAUAAUUAAAUGAUCAUUUUACAACUUAAAAUUUUUAAGACCCAAAAAAUUUGGUUAUGAAUCGAAUAAUUUACAAGAUUUGUUGAUAUUUGGAAAAGACAAAUUUAAGUAGCAUUAAUAAAAAUGUUUACUUUAUCGGCUUCUAAACAUUGGUCUAUUUUUAGUGUAGAGGUUGGUGGUUGUCUUGGUAGUACUGUCCAGUAUUUUGGUAAUUCAUAUUAUCUUUUAUAUAUAUGAUUGAUUGGUUGAUUGAUAGUUGGUGUUUAAUGCCACUUUCAGCACUCUUGUCAGCCUUUUUUUUAUUGGUGGAGGAAGGCAGAUUGCCAAGAGAAAACCACAAGCCUUAAGCAGGAAUUUAUUUCUGAAAAAUAAAGGAUUUGAAAGUAUUGCUAAAUUCUGAUUUAGGAAAUAGUAGCUAAAUUCUGUGAUUAUUUUGUUUGUAGAAAAGUGCUAAUAUGCUUUUUAACAGAUCUUCCUUGUUUUUGUUCAUAGUAAUUAUGUUUACAUUGUAUAUUUAAGAUAAUGAAAAACCAUUUAUUAUUUUCAAUAGGAAGAGUUACUUCCCCUAGUUAAAAAUCAAACAGACUGUGUUACACAGUUGGUUAAAAACAGUUCAGAUCAUGUUUUGAAAUUAAUAUGAUUUAAUGUCUAGGUUAAGUUCAGAUUUUUUGUUAUUUUUAGGGGUUUUAUAAGGUUUAUUACUCUUUGAAUGAAUUGAGAACUUUUUAUUUUGAACUAAAGGUAAACAAACAUGUUUUAAAAGAAGAAUUUCACAAUACAUUUAAAGAAUUGGUUUUCAGAAUAUAAAGUGCAGAAAUACAAAAUUUGCUGUUUGUCCAGAUAACUAAAACUCUAUAACUCUCAAGUAAUGUGCUACUGGAAAUCAAAAUGUUUAUAUGUGGGUUUUAAAGAAGUUUAGGUGAAAAAGGUAUUGUUUUGUCUGAAAUUCCUGUAUAAAAGGAUCAUUUGCAAAUAUUAAAAAAACAAUUUAACGAAUAUUCUUAAAUCAUUUAUUCAUAUUAUGACGAUCAGUGCUAUAACAUCUGAGACAUAGAUAAUCAUUUAAGAACUGUAAAUUCAGAAAUUAUUGCGUGCAUUUAUUAUUGCGAUUUUUAAAAAAUGGACAAGAAUGCGAGUUAAAUUAUUGCGAUUUCAGCAAAAUCUACAUACAGAUCUAUGUUCUAGUUAUCAAAAUGCGAGUUCUUAUUAUUGCGAUACUCAUCUAGUCGCAUUAUUCGCAUUAAUAAAAACCUCGCAAUAAUUUCUGAAUUUACAGUAACAUGAUCUGUAUAAUUUUUCAUUGUCAUCUGACACAAAGUGCUAUCAUUUACAUAUCACAUGAUUUGUACAUUUACCAUGUGACCUGUUGUCAUUUCAGAUAGCUAAAAUGGAGGAUCUCCAGAUUCUGCAAUAUGAAAAAUCAAUACUCUGUGAAAGUAUGAUUUGUGAUAACUAGAUCUUGGGCAAUAUGUUAUGGUUGUAUUGUGAUCUGCAAUGGUUGUUCUCACAAGAUUAUGAUGUUGUUUUGAUAUCUUUUGUAUGGUUGUGUUGUACAAUGUCUGACCAUAAACAAAGGCUUGUUUGUACUUGGUUGUUGACAUACCAGUGAAUCUGAAUUGUAUAUCUUUUUUAUAUUUGUAUUAUUACAAUAUUUUAAGAAUUGUAUCUAAGGUGUAGUCUUUUUAGAUAUAUAAUCUUUUUACAUUUUUGGAGCUAUGACCCAGAUUGUUUUGAGAACAAGUUUAUAGCCAAAAGUAAUUCCGUCUUUCCUUGAGCACACUGAUUUUGUUGAAAAGCUGCAGCAUCAACAGUCUUAAUUAGACAGAAAGUCUGUGAAACCUGAGAGUUCUUAUUGAUUUAAAUAUUUCUUAAUAUGCAAGAAAGUAUUUUGAAUUGUUCCAAAAAUUAAAAUUGUUAUCUCCCUAUGCAUUUUCAAUUCAAGGACUACAAAAGGUUCUGUUCUCAUUUUUAAUUUUUUUUCAAACCUUAAUUCAUAUUUCAGUAGACUGCCUUUAAAAGUGUCUUUGUAAUAAACAUAGUAUGUCUGUAUCUCAGUUUCAUAUUAUUCUUACUUACAGAUUUCACUGUCAGUUCAGAGCUUUGGUGAUCACAUGUUGUAUUAUUCUGUUGUAAGGCUUUCAGAAUAUGUAUGGUUUAUUGUAAAACUUUAGAAUGAAUGGUGAAUCUUAUGGUAGAGUAUUGAAAGUAGUUAGAUUGUGUUCUUGAACUUUUUAAUAACUUUUAAGACAUAAAUAACUUUGAUUUAAAAUAAAAUUUGAUAACACAUCAUUAAAGCAAGAUUUUUUUAUAAUUUUUAUUCAUUUCUUUAAUUUUUCUGAAAUCACUCAUACUUUUUUGUCACCCUGAUUUCAUUCUUUUGAAAUUUUGACGUUAAUUUUGCUUUAGAUUUCAAAUUCGAGUCUUAAAACUUUUAACAAAACGAUAAUUGUUUUCUGAUGUCAUUUAUUAUAGAUAAGUUAAGUAGUCAUAUAUUAUGAAAGGCUGCAGCUUUGGUUAUUUCUCUAAACAACUUAUUACAUUGAAGAUUUAAGAAAGUUCUAAAACACAAUUGUUUACAUUUUUGUUAUAAUUUGAUUGGUCAGAGUACUGCCAUGUUUGUUUAUGUUAAUGAUGCAUUAUGGGAAGCAUUUUAUUUGCUUUUCAAAAGAUUACCAUGCAAUCUUGUUACUGUCAAUAAAACGUUUAUGCUCA